Messenger RNA from Rhinocladiella mackenziei CBS 650.93, 2256 nucleotides. RefSeq lists its product as uncharacterized. NCBI's taxonomy places the organism in Eukaryota, Fungi, Ascomycota, Eurotiomycetes, Chaetothyriales, Herpotrichiellaceae. The transcript is spliced from 5 exons. The record is from RefSeq and is a predicted model, not a curated record. The coding region runs from base 1 to 2256 and encodes 751 amino acids.
AUGCUUGAGAACCAGAAUUCAUAUGCGGUUUAUAACGCCUCAUGCGUCAAUCUGUUCAAUGGAGUCACUGAACCCAGCAAAUCGCGCACCGACUGGGAUUUCUCGUCGACAUACGACUUGUUCAACCUAGGCAACGAUAUUUUCACGACGACUGACACCGAGAAUACAUUUCUGACAUCUUUGCCUACGCUGCCCUCAGGUGAGGCGGAAAGCAUCCCAUCCCCCGCGAACAGCCUAGUGUCCAGGAUGAAUCGGUCGACAUCGGAUGCGGUCUACGAAGCUUUCCAGCAGUCAGCAGGUCGCUGGAGUCCCGAGAAACGUCACUACCGGGCGGCAGAAGAAUCACACCUAUCCCUCGGUCGAGGGGCCCCAACAACUAUCGACUGCUUAGGGAAAUGGGAUCCCCAGAUAUUCUCUCAGAAUCUGUUGCCCAGCACCCGCGACCAGAUUCUCGCUGCUAUAGUUAGAUCGUGCGAUCAGGACAAUAUGGCCGCGGCCGCGUCGGCUUUCCCAUCGGCCGAGGUCUUGGACAGACUCUUGAAGGCAUUUCAUACACAACAUGCCUCUUUGGCCGACUCGUGGAUCCAUAUUCCCACCUUUCAAGUGACGGAAGCCCGACUGGAACUGCUCAUUGCUUGUAUCUCCGCCGCAGCUGCUGUGUCCCCUAGCCGGCCAGUGCAGAAGUUUGGACUGGCCAUGCAAGAAUUCUUGGUGUUCCAGCUCUGGUCAAUGUCCGAGAAAUCAAACGCCCUUAUACGCGACCUCCAAUUCCUUCAAGCUUUCGCUCUCCAUCUCCACGUCGGGUUAUGGAGCGGCAUCAGGAGAAAGAUGGAAAUGGCUGGGAGCUUCGUGGGCAUUAUCACCAACUCUUUGCGUGGAAGCGGUCGCUAUCGCCACGCUGCUUACACGCAGGUAGCUCCACGUCCUGAAGAUGAUGGUGAUAUCUUAGAAGCCAAAUGGAAGCAAUGGAUCCAUGAGGAAAGCUUCAAAAGGCUGGUUUACCACAUGUAUAUGCACUGUUCUCAAGAGGCACUCAUGACAUCGGGAACAUCAUGUAUGUCUUACGCGGAGCUUACCAUCCCAUGGCCCCAAUCCCAACGAUUGUGGUUUGCUCGAUCGGCGCAAGAGUGGAAGGCUCUGCACUUGGAACUACGACAUACCAGCCCGGAAAAGUCACCGUGCCUGAUCGACUUACUUGCCGAUCCUACCAAGACGAAAAUGAUAGCAGACUUCCAUGACCAAAGCCUCAUUCGGUUGUGUCUUAUUUAUGCCGUUUCGUCAAUGGUUCGAAGAUAUAGGCAGGACAAAAGUGUCUUCACAUCCAACGGUCUCAGCACCACGCGAGUCGACAUUCUUUCGGAUGAAGUACAACAUCAGGUUAUCUUGCAUAUCCUCAACGAUAUACGAGCGAGCAACGAUGAUUACUUGUCAUUGCCAGUCGAAGAAUUGAUAAUACACCUUCUGUCAAUGCAUGUUUUCGCGCCGUUUGACCAGAUGGAGCUGGUGGCUGGAAAGGAAGGUCGGGCAGAAGUCCAGAGAGUGUAUCCGUGCCUUCAACGGUGGAUCCGUACUCGACAUGCAAGGCAAGCCGUCUGGCAUGCGAGCCAGGUGUUACGAUCACUGCGAGAGCUUCCACACGGUCAACUAUCCAACUUCUAUGCCAUCGCAGCCUACCAUGCAGGCCUUUGCCUCUGGCUUUACGGAGUCCUGCUGCAAGAGAUGGACACGAAGCAUUCGGACGCCUUCCUGUGUUCUCCGAACGACGUCAUUCUCGACGGGGAUGAGAGCAUUCAAUCCCAGAGAUGGAUCAAUCACAACCGAGGAAGACCCGUGAUUUCGACAGGAAGGCCAGACGACCGUGAUGGUGCUUAUGACCGGUUUACAGUGCCCAUUCACUCUCCUCAGGCACUUGUUCAAAUAUUGCUGAGGAGCGCCAUGUCGCGGUUCAUGGGAAUGAAUUCCCCUUUGGUUGACAACAUCUGUCACUUGAUGCAGGCGCUAGGUAAUAUCUAUGAGACCCCAGACGAUGGACCUCCACAAACUCUUCGCGGCGACUUGUUUUAUGCCGACCCCGUUCUCGAUGCUGUGACAUUUAUCUCGUUACAUCGUGCUUCCAGCGAAACACGCACAAUCAUUCUCGACGAUGUGCACCAAGUUCUUCUCACUCUCAUUUCGCGGCCGUCCGCCCAGUGCGCGAUCCUCCUAACGAACGGCGACCUCCAAGACGUGCGUCUCAUACGACCGCCGAAAAAGUAG